AUGGCCCCUCCUCAUCCCUCAGGCCCGCGACCCCGACACCCCGACACCCCGAGGGCGGCCGGCCCGCUCCCCCCCCGCGGCCCGCCCCAGUGCCCCGACUCGGCCCCGGGUGCCGGAGCCCAGAACCGAGGAGCGCUUCCGCCUCCCUCCGGAAGUCGCGCCUCCUCGGUCCCGGAAGUCCCGCCCCCGGCCCGGGGACGCCGCCGCGCGGGGCGGCGGGAGCGCGGGCGGGGCCGGGAGCCGGCGCGCGCGCGGGCCCGGGCCGAGGCCCCUCGGUUCUCCUCUGAAACCAACCGGCGCCCAGAGCCUCUGGGGACUUCCUCCAGGCGAGUCCGGCGUGGGCCCCCGGGCCCCACCCUCCCGUCCCGACGGCCGGCCCCGCCCCCGACGCCGGCCAGCACGCGCACGCGCACGCGCACGCGGCCCGCACGCGCCGUCCCGUCCCCGCCCCGGGUUCCCGGCCUCCGGGAGCCAGGCCCCGCACGGCUGCCCCCGCCUGCCCGUCCCCCGCGUCUCCCGCGGAGCGCCUGGCACCCUCCGCGGAUCCCCGUCGCCGCAGCCGCGGGAGCCGCUCCCCCGGGCGCAGUCUCCAGGGGCGUCCCCGGUGGCUGA
Molecule: messenger RNA, 612 nt
Organism: Perognathus longimembris pacificus (Pacific pocket mouse)
Lineage: Eukaryota; Metazoa; Chordata; Mammalia; Rodentia; Heteromyidae
Product: proline-rich protein 2-like
Exons: 1
Coding region: 1-612 (203 amino acids)
Source: RefSeq, a predicted model, not a curated record